AUGUCCCCGAAUACUUGGGUAAUAGAAAUGCCUACGCAAAAAACGCGAUCACACCCGUAUCCGCGAAGAAUCUCGCCGUACAGAACGCCCUCCUUGAACAGGAAUGCCUUCACUAGAGAUGUCCCGACCAUAGCACCAUAUGGUCCAUCAAAAAACAAUGAUUAUCCCGUUUUUGAGGAUAUUCGCACCAUAUUGUCGGUGCUGAAGGCUAGUGGCUUGAUGCCCAUAUACGAACAGGUUUCAAACUACGAAGUUGGUCCUCCGACCAAAACCAACGAGUUCUACUCCUUUUUCAUAAGGGGCGUGGUACACGCUUUGACCAUAUUCAAUGUCUACAGUUUAUUCACACCAAUAUCGGCGCAAUUAUUUUUCUCCUACCGAGAGACGGACAAUGUGAACCAGUGGAUCGAGCUACUCCUCUGCAUCCUGACCUAUACGCUUACGGUUUUCGUAUGUGCCCGGAAUACCAAGAGCAUGAUACGGAUCAUGAAUGAAAUCCUUCAACUAGAUGAGGAAGUACGUCGGCAAUUUGGAGCUAACUUGAACCAGGAUUUCGGGUUCUCCGUAAAGUUUUUAGUGGGUAUCGCCAUCUGCCAGACUUAUAUUAUAGUGCUGAAAAUUAUGGCUGUCCAAGGCGAGAUCACCCCCACAUCCUAUAUACUGCUGGCGUUCUAUGCUGUCCAGAAUGGUCUGACAGCCACGUAUAUAGUAUUUGCUUCGGCUCUGCUCAGGAUUGUGCACAUCCGAUUUCAUUUUAUCAACCAACUGCUGAAUGGAUAUACUUAUGCACAGCAGCAAAAGCGUAAAGGAGGCGGGGGGAGGCGACAACAUGGUAAUAUCAACCCCACAAUAAUGGAACAUUUCCCGGAGGACUCGCUCUUCAUAUACCGCAUGCACAACAAACUGCUGCGAAUCUACAAGGGCAUCAACGAUUGCUGUAACCUGAUUUUGGUCUCGUUCCUGGGCUAUUCAUUCUACACUGUCACGACCAACUGCUACAAUCUAUUCGUCCAGAUCACCGCAAAGGGCAUGGUCUCCCCCAAUAUCCUGCAGUGGUGCUUGGCCUGGCUUUGUCUCCACAUUUCGCUAUUGGCGUUGCUGUCCCGGAGUUGUGGUCUGACCACUAGGGAGGCCAAUGCCACAUCCCAAAUUCUGUCGAGGGUAUAUGCCAAGUGCAGAGAGUAUCAGAAUAUUAUUGAUAAAUUCCUUACUAAGAGCAUCAAGCAGGAGGUACAAUUCACGGCCUACGGUUUUUUUGCUAUAGACAACACUACGCUGUUCAAGAUAUUUUCGGCCGUUACCACGUACUUGGUCAUCUUAAUCCAAUUCAAACAGCUCGAGGACUCGAAAGUUGAAGACCCUGUUCCAGAACAGACUUAA
Molecule: messenger RNA, 1380 nt
Organism: Drosophila eugracilis
Lineage: Eukaryota; Metazoa; Arthropoda; Insecta; Diptera; Drosophilidae
Gene: Gr32a
Product: gustatory and pheromone receptor 32a
Exons: 4
Coding region: 1-1380 (459 amino acids)
Biological process (GO): sensory perception of taste
Cellular component (GO): axon; dendrite; membrane
Source: RefSeq, a predicted model, not a curated record